AUGGAUUCCAGAUCACUCACUGCUGUGCCCACAGGGCAUGCGGCAGUCUAUCCUACUAAACGCCCGCAGGAGAUCGCCAUUCAUGGUUUCCGCAUCUCCACGCAGAAGCUACCAAUCUUAAAAGCAGACCCUAUUGAGGAGAUGACAAAAAAGCUCGGCAUUGCCCCCCCGGAAAUGAUCUUUGGUGACAACUAUGUGAUGAUUGAGCAUGACAAAAGUGGCUGGGGUAUCAAUUUCAACUCUUUUGAUGCCCUUGACCGAGUGGAUAAGACUGGACAGUCAAUGUUACAAGUGGCUUAUUCGAAGGAAUGGCAGAAGAGCAGGGAGAAAACGCAUGAAGGCAUAAAAGAAGUAGUGAAGCCAUUCGACUGGUCCUACAGCACCGACUACAAAGGCACCUUGAGGCCCAAUGCACCGCCGUUUGAAGAGACCUCCAAGACGAUUCCCAUCGAACUCCUUACACGCCCUGAUCCUAUACUGUUCUUUGAUGAGGUUGUUCUCUACGAGGAUGAAUUGGCCGACAAUGGGAUCGCCAUGUUAUCAUGUAAAAUCCGUGUGAUGCCCGAAAGGUUGCUCCUUUUGACAAGGUUCUUCAUGAGACUGGACAAUGUAUUGAUCCGCCUUCGGGAUACUCGGGUCUAUGUGGAUUUUCAAACUCGUGAGGUAAUCCGGGAAUACCAAUCGAAGGAGUGUGAAUAUGAGAAAGUGAGACAGAUUCUAGCAAGUACUCGGGGUGAUAUCCCUGCAUUGAUGCGAGAUGCCAAUCGGUUAUCUGAGAUUCUGCCCGUGGUAGAGAAGCGCUCCGAACGAGUCGUCCUGGCGGAAUAA
Messenger RNA from Penicillium odoratum, 828 nucleotides. RefSeq names its product TIP41 family protein. The transcript is spliced from 3 exons. Gene Ontology annotation, cellular component: cytosol. The record is from RefSeq and is a predicted model, not a curated record. Gene Ontology annotation, biological process: TOR signaling. NCBI's taxonomy places the organism in Eukaryota, Fungi, Ascomycota, Eurotiomycetes, Eurotiales, Aspergillaceae. The coding region runs from base 1 to 828 and encodes 275 amino acids.